AUGCGGUCAAUUCAUUUGAACAUGUGUAGUGGUUUAAUAUUUAUAAUAACUUUCGUGUGCUGUGAAAACUAUGUCACAAGUCAAGAGAAUUUACAUUUAGAUAAGAUUUUUAAUCAUCCUGAACAAUCCAAUUUGGGAUUUAAUGAACUUGCUACAAAAUAUGGCCAUCCAGCUACAGAAUACGAGGUGAUCACAGAAGACGGAUACAUUCUCUCUCUGUUCAGAUUAGCCGGUGAGAGUCGCGUUCCAGUAUUACUGACUCACGGCAUCCAAGGAACAGCAGACGCCUGGUUAUUGAGAGGCAAACAAUCUCUUGGCAUCACCUUAGCUGAUAAAGGCUACGACGUAUGGAUUGGUAACUUUAGAGGCAAUCAAUAUUCCAGGCGGCACCAAUACUUGAACCCUGAUCUCGAUGACAGUUACUGGAAUUUUAGUUUUCAUGAAAUGGGUUAUUUUGAUCUUCCCGCUUUUAUUGACACAGUUUUGAAUGAAACGAAAGCUACAAAACUAGCAGCGGUCGGUCACUCUCAAGGAAAUACUGCAUUUUACGUUCUGGGCUCGACCAGAGCAGAAUACAAUUCCAAAGUUAGUGUUAUGAUAGCCCUAGCACCUAUAUGUUUUUUACAAAACACUAAGUUUCCAGUUUCAAUAGCCAUACAGAAUGCACCGCUACUGAAUGCACUGGCAAAUAAAAUUGGUCUCACAGAAGUUCUAGGUGAUAAAACCACUUUAGGACGACUCUUGUUUAAGAUUUGUUCCUUACCGCUACUUGGUUACGCCUUUUGUGUAUUUGGCUUAUAUUUUCCUUUAUUUGGUUAUGAUCCAGCGGAGUUGGAACCAGAAUUUUUUAAAGACAUAGCCACUUAUUUCCCAACUGGCGGUUCUUGGAAAAGUAUUGGCCACUAUCUACAAGUUGGUUACAGAAAGGAAUUUUCACUUUAUGACUACGGAUCCCAGAUUAAUAUGAAAGUCUAUAACACCUCUACACCUCCCGCUUAUGACCUGAGCAGAGUAACGAUGCCAGUAGCCUUAUUCAUUGGAAGAAACGAUCACCUGUCUACAAUCAAAGACGUUGAUAUUCUCAGAAACCGUUUGAGUAAUAUUGUAUCAUAUUUUGUAGUCCCUAGACUACUACUCAAUCACGGAGACUACGUGUGGGGACGACACAUGUAUGUAUACUUGUAUCCAGAAAUAUUUAAACUUUUGAGUCAGUAUAGAUAA
This is a messenger RNA of Danaus chrysippus (African queen), 1221 nucleotides long. Lineage: Eukaryota; Metazoa; Arthropoda; Insecta; Lepidoptera; Nymphalidae. The record is from the annotation of a GenBank genome assembly.